Messenger RNA from Diorhabda sublineata, 3666 nucleotides. RefSeq names its product WD repeat-containing protein 35 (gene Oseg4). The record is from RefSeq and is a predicted model, not a curated record. Gene Ontology annotation, biological process: intraciliary retrograde transport; protein localization to cilium; non-motile cilium assembly. NCBI's taxonomy places the organism in Eukaryota, Metazoa, Arthropoda, Insecta, Coleoptera, Chrysomelidae. Gene Ontology annotation, cellular component: non-motile cilium; intraciliary transport particle A. Bases 101 to 3565 code for a protein of 1154 amino acids. The transcript has 19 exons. Gene Ontology annotation, molecular function: protein binding.
GAUCCUCCUUUUUAAUAGACAACACAAUGUACACGAAAAGUGUCAUAGCAACUGCAAAUGAAAACAAAAUCUUUUUAAAAGGCUAACUAUAAACGUGAAAAUGUUUAUUUAUCUGAGUAAAAAGAUUGCUAUUCCAAAUAAUACUAAAAUUAAUGCAAUAGCCUGGAAUAAGUUAGAUGGUUAUAUUGCUGUUGGAGGAGAAAAUGGGCUUUUAAAAGUUCUAAAACUUGAUUCAUCUAAUGAUAACGAUGGAAGUGUAAAAAACAAAGGUCUCGCAGCCACAAGCAAUCUUUCAAUGAACCAGACUUUGGAGGGGCAUACCGAAAAUAUAGAAGUGAUAGUAUGGAAUGAAUCUCAUAAAAAAUUGACCACAAGUGAUGAAAACGGUGUAAUUAUUGUAUGGAUGCUUUAUAAGAAUGUCUGGUAUGAAGAAAUGAUAAAUAACCGUAAAAAGUCAACAGUAGUUGGAAUGUCAUGGAGUGCUGAUGGUCAAAAAAUAUGUAUUAUUUAUGAAGAUGGAGUUGUUAUAGUUGGUUGUGUUGGAGGAAAUAGAAUAUGGGGUAAAGAGCUGAAACCAAUACAACUAUCUGGAGUACAGUGGUCUCCAGACAGCAAGUUAUUGUUAUUUAGUUUGAAAACUGGAAUGUUACACCUAUAUGAUAAUCAAGGCAACUUUGUGAUGAAACUGAAUGUGCUUUGUCAUGACCCUUCAUUUGAAGCAAUUCCCAUAGUUGGACUUGACUGGUACAAUGGAAUAAAUGGAAAUAUGUAUUCACUGUGCCCAAAUCUAGCAAUAACUUUUGAAAAUGGAAAAACACAACUUAUGAAAAACGAAAGUGAUAUAUCUCCCAUUAUAGUAGAUACAAAAAUGUUUGCAGUCCAUUGUUCCUGGAAUCAUAAUGGAUCACUCCUUGCUAUUUGUGGCAGACAGUUUGCAGAAGAAAAACAAGUGAACUUAGUACAAUUUUAUAGUCCUUUUGGGGAACAUUUGAGGACUUUGAAAGUACCUGGAAAUUCAAUAGCACGCUGUGUUUGGGAAGGGGGAUCCUUAAGAGUUGCUCUAGCUGUUGAUUCAUUUGUAUAUUUUGCUAACAUCAGACCUGACUAUAAAUGGUGUUAUUUUAAAAAAACGGUAGUCUUUAGCUCGUUCAGACCUCAUAAACCUGGAAUAUGUCUCUCUUUUUGGGAUACCAGUAACAAUCAAUGUCAUACUAGAUGGGUACAUACAUUGCUAGGAAUAGCAGGAUAUGGUGAUCAUUGUGUAGUUGCUACAAAAUCUGAUAAUGAGGAUCCUUUAGGAAAAUAUGGUCUUAUACUUUAUAACACUUUAGGAACUCCAGUGGAUGGGAAAUACAUAAAUAUUGAACCCAUUGCAAUAGGUAUGAGUUCUUAUCAAGUUUUUGCAUCAUCAAGAAAUAAUUUUAUUGUUUGGUAUUACAAAACGCCAAAAUCCAUGUCAGCUAACAGCAACAGAAUAAAAAUGUUCCACAUAGACGAUAGUCCCUCAGGUGCAGUUGAAAUAAUUCAAGAAUUAGAGGGUGGAAGUAGUAUACCAGUUAGUACACAUGAAACUAUAGAUCCAGUGUGUUGCUUAGUUGCAAGUGAUAAAUGUUUAAUAAUUGGAAGAGAUUCCGGUCUUAUACAAUUUUAUGUAUUACCUCAUCUUGUACUAACUAACAGGUUUAAAAUUAGUACCCGGCCUCAUAAGAUGGCCAUUAACUGUAGCUCUACACGUUUAUCAAUAAUUGAUAUAUCUGGUUUAAUGACAGUACUUGAUAUAUCAGAAGGCGUGAGUAGGCCUGCAACCUCAUCCACAGAUACAAAAUUAGAACGUAAAGAUGUAUGGGCAAUGUGUUGGGCUUCUGAUAAUCCACAAUUAUUAGCCAUUAUGGAAAAGACUAGAAUGUAUAUCUUUAGAGGAAUGUACCCCGAAGAACCAGUAGCUUGUUCUGGAUAUAUAUGCAGUUUUAGUGAUCUAGAAAUUCAAGCUGUUCUCUUAGACGAAGUAAUAGAACAGCCUGAGAAGCCUCACAAAGACCAUAUCGUAAAAAUAGAGGUGAAGAGUUUAAGAGAUACCCGACAACUGCUAGAGAAAGUUGGUAUUAAUGAAGCUUGCCAGUUUGUCGAAGAAAACAGACAUCCUAGGUUAUGGCGACUUAUAGCAGAGGCAGCAUUAAAAGAAAUGAAUUUAACAAUGGCAGAAUCUUGUUUUGUGAGAUCAAAAGAUUAUUCAAAAGUUUUAUUUGUCAAAAAACUUCAAGAAGUGAACAAUUAUGCUAUAAGAAGGGCGCGCAUUGCUACUUAUUUCAAAAAUUUCGAUGAAGCUGAAAAAAUUUAUAUGGAAGCAGAUAGGAGCGACUUAGCUUUAAAACUGCGUCAAACUUUAGGCGAUUGGUUCAGAGUAAUUCAAAUUUUGAAAAAUGGUAUAACAGCUCCAGAUACAUUACUCCAAACGGCUUAUAAUGCAACAGCAGAUUACUUCGCUCAUUUUAAUAACUGGGCUUCUGCUAUUGAAUAUUACGAAUUAGCCAAAAAUACUUCAAAAGUAGUAGAAUGCUACUAUCAUUUAGAAGAUUGGCAGAACCUAGAUGCCAUGAUAGAUUGUUUACCAGAAGGUGAUCCUCUUCUAGAAAGAAUAGGUGAUAUGUUUGCUUCAAACGCAGUUCAUAAUGAAGCAGUAAAAGCGUAUGUCAAAGUUGGGAAAGUGAAAUCAGCUAUCAAUUUGUGUAUCAUGCACAAUAGGUGGGAUGUGGCUAUUGAUCUAGCAAAAACUUAUAAGAUUCCUAAAAUUUCAGAUUUGCUGGUGAAAUAUACUAGUCAUCUUGUAGAACAGGGUCAAAUUAUGAAUGCAGUACAAGUCAAUGUACAGGCUAAAUAUUAUCUAUUAGCUGCAGAGUAUGUUUUUAAGCUUGCCAAAAAAGAGUCCCAAAUAUACAGUAAUAAGUUGCUGCGUAUUAAAAAAUACUAUGUUUAUGCUGCCAGAUUGGUCGAAAUAAACAAAAAUCUAGAUUCUGGGGAUUGGCAACCCACUGAUGAACUUAUGGUUGAAAAUGCCUGGAAAGGAGCCGAGGCUUAUCACUAUUACAUGAUGUGUCACAGAUAUUUAUAUUAUGAAAAACCACACGAAGCAUUGUGUACAGCUUAUAAGUUACAAGAUUAUCAGGAUUACAUUUGUCCCGUCGAUGUGUAUUCGCUUUUAGCUUUUGCUGCAUACCUUGAUCGAAAAUUUGGAGUGUGCUCUGCAGCUUUGAUAAAUCUUAAAAGCUUGAAAAAUAUUUCAGAAGUGGAAAAAAGUCGGUAUGAAAAGCUAGCUCUGGAUAUAUUUGCCCGUAACAAACCAAUUAAUCCUGACACUAAUAUGAUUUGUUGUGACUAUUGUGCUCAUUCAAUUCAUGACUGGUAUACACAGUGUCCUAAUUGCAACAUCCAUUUUCCUACGUGCAUAGCUACGGGUCGUUCGAUUUUGAGUAGAAAAAUCUGGUUUUGUAAGUUCUGUAAACAUUCAGCAAUAGAAUCACAAAUGAUGAAUGAAACUGUAUGCCCCUUGUGUCACUCUAAAAACUAGCUACACUAACAAAAAAAAUAUUUUCAUCGUUGCCGUCCAAAUAACAUGAUCUCUUGUAGUUUGUAGUUUUUAGUUUAUCAAUAAAUAUUUUUUUCUCUGUC